Molecule: messenger RNA, 228 nt
Organism: Linum tenue
Lineage: Eukaryota; Viridiplantae; Streptophyta; Magnoliopsida; Malpighiales; Linaceae
Source: the annotation of a GenBank genome assembly
AUGGGGAGACCCUUUUGCAUUGCAACACUUCUCCUCAUGAGCAAUACAGCCCCAGCACCAUCACUCACUUGGCUUGAGUUUCCUAAAGUAGUGGUUCCAUCUUUCUUGAAGACGGGCUUCAAUCUGGCGCAGUCAUGUUCGUCACACACGAAAGAAAAUUACCAGGCCUUCUUUCGUUAUACACUACAUUAUCACAUACUUCAUAUGCAGCCAUACCUAUGCGCGUAG